UCUCUAUCCAAAUAUUUAUGGACCUAACUGUAUUUAGCUUCUUUUAAACCUACUCAUUUUGCUUUACUUAGACAGUGUUGAACCACUUCAACCACCAGCAGUGUGUAGCAUCCAUCUGCAUUUUGUGACAGUAGCCAUUUUAGCAUCGUUAUGCUCAUUAUUUUUUAAACAUAAGAUGCAAUGUUUAUAUUUAUAUUUGUAUAAACAUUUAUAUAAAGUACCAGUUGUAUGAAGGGGUGGCUGGCUAGGAAGAAGUGAUGGUUUUGCCUCUGCUAACCAAGGUGACAAUUGACAGUGGGAAGUCAUCACACUACGCCUUAAAGUAAGGAAGUCUCACACUGACAAAGGAGUGGGACACCUGCAGGUGUCAGUGUGGGAAAUAAGAAGUCACUUAUAAGGUGGUCAUUUCUGCCAUGCAUGGUGUGUUGAAUGUUAAGUGGGCUUAGGCACCAGAACAAAAGUAAGAGAAAGAGUGACGGUCAUGGAGGGCUGUCAAGAGACUUCUGGCCAACAGAAGCAACCCAUGGUCUUUAACAGGGGCCAGACUGCCCAGUUAAGGACCAAGCCAAACAGGACUAACUGUACACCAGCAUUUUACCAGCCAAGUUUUAUGGGGCAGCACACCGUCUCUGACUGAAGAGCUGGAACAUGGUGCUCCUUUAAAAGGCUCAGUGUGGAGCAUAGAGAGCUCUAGGCCAGAGUCCAUGUAACCAGAGAAAAUGCCAAGCUGUAGUUUUAUGGGUUUGUUAAUGUGGUUUGUCUUUGGGAGACACAGGGAUAAGAUAGAAUGGACUGAGCUUUGUAAUGGGGAAAAACAGAAAUUUGGUAAAUUUUUUAGAGUUGUACGUUUAAAAAAAAAACUUUUAAUGUGUAAUGAGGUAGAAAAGAAAAAUUGUACUACCAUUCUCAUAACCAUAAUGUAGUAAAACACUUUGUAAAAAUGCACUCUGUGACUGAGAUUCAAAAAUAAACAACAUAUAUCUUUCAAUUUUUUGAGUCAACUGUUGAAAGUGAAAUAAAUUAUUUUUUCUGUAACUUAAUACCUUUUCAUUUACGUAGUUGAUGGUCUUAGAAGUAUUCUGCUGCAGCAGGACACAGUGCAGUGCCACCAACGAAGACAUGAACUUGUGACCCUCUUGUAGUAUUUACAUGCCGCCUAGUAGAUAUGCAAUAUUUUCUGCAGAAAAAGUAAGAGUUAUCAUUUGUGGAGAGCAGCAGAGAACAAGCUCUUGGAUGAACAAGAUCACGCCACGUGUCUCCUGACUGAGUCUGCGAAAGCGCCAACUGUGAAUGCGUCAACACGAUGAACAACACUACUUGCUACAUGAACAGCUAUAACCACAUCCUCCUCCCAUCUUUGUACAGCAGUUUGCUCUGUUUUGGUUUGCCCUCCAACUCCCUGGCCUUGUACGGCCUGUACCGCCUGGUGAAAGCGGAGAAUCUCCUCCCAAUUUACAUUAUGAACCUUCUCCUGUCAGACCUCCUCCAGAUGUGCACAAUGCCCUUCUGGAUUGACUACUACUGGAAAGAGCGCAAGUGGCAAUUUGGAAAAAUGCCGUGCCUGAUCGUCGGCUUCAUUUUCUAUGUCAGCUUGUUUGUUAGCAUUGGCUUCCUUUGUUGCAUCACUUUGGAAAGGUACUUGGCGACUGUCCAUCCUAUAUGGUUUCACAACCACCACCGUCUGAGGUAUGCCUGUGCGCUGUGUGCAAGCAUUUGGGUGGCAUUUAUCCUUCUCUUUUUCGGAGUGAAUAACACCUGGGAAAAACAAUCUGACUUGUGCUUUGAACACUACCCUAUAAGCGAGAAACAUGCCAUCUUUAGACUGGCCAGCAUGACAGUAGGUUUCCCACUGCCAUUUCUUCUUCAGCUGUUCCUCUACAUAGGCAUCAGGAGAAGCCUGCACUUUGCCACCUCAGUUCCACCAAACGACAAGAAACGCAUCAACUGCUUGCUGUCACUGGUCUUGGCCUUGUUCGUCCUCUUCUUUGGCCCUUAUCACAUAAUAAGCUACGUCAGAUAUGUGUAUGUAGUUCUUCACAGAGACUUGUGUGACUUUGAGGCCAAACUGGACAUUUACUUGCAAGUAGCAAAGGGGCUUCUUAGCCUAAAUUGUCUACUGGAUCCCAUUAUGUACAUUUUUGUAUGCAGAAAUGCACAAAAGGAAAUUCUGGCUGCUUUUCCUUUUUUAAAGAAGCCAUUAACGCUGUUAGGUUUUCAGAAGCAAUUUCAGGAAAGCCACACACACAAUGACGUUGCCAUUAAUUCAGUGGCCGACAACGUAACAAGAAUGUAGGGUUUCAUUGUGGAUUGUUACUCAACGGUCAAGUAAUCUUUCUGGUUCGCCAAUCAUAAAUUUGGGGAUGCUGGAUGGCCACACACUUCAUAUGCAAACACACACGGUUUGAUGUUAUCAAGGAGUGUUUUAAGAGUGCAGACUUCGGUCACCAGCAGUAGCAUUUGGGGACGAUGGAGAUGUGACUACCUAGCAGCAACUGGCAGAACAACUGCUCUGAACUCGGGGACGAUGAGCUGGUUCUGCUUCAAGACAGUCAUGGGUGAAGACGUGACUGACUCGACGUUCACAUCAUUAAAGUGUUGCAUCAUGAGAGAAAAAAAGAACUUCGAAACACCAAGCGUUGCGCCAUUUACCCUUCCGGAGGCUCAAAACAAAAAUUGUCCUCAAGUUACUUGGACUUCUGAACUGAAAUCAAAUGAUGAAAGGGCCAGUCUGGGGACACUCGCAACGCUUCCUCUCAUUUUUCUUUAAGAUGAAGUAGUUUAAUUGUGCAAAGUUCAUAGUUCAGCAGCCAUCUUUGUUUUGUGUGGAGGGGUUACGCUUCUCACCUGCCUCCUAUGGUGUACUGGAACAUUAUGUGUGUAUAUUUUUCUUUUUUUUAGGUCAUAAUAAUGUAUAACAAAUAGUAAUCAGCUCAGUUUGAAUGGGUUAAAGUUAGCCAGUCGUGCCUGCCAUUGGGCACACUCGCGUACAGGAGUCACCUUUAAAUGAAUUAGCUUUACAGUUCAUUUCAUGGUCGAUUACAUGUUAAAAUCCAUCCUUCCAUCCAUUAUCCAACCCGCUAUAUCCUAACUACAGGGUCACUCGGGUCUGCUGGAGCCAAU
This is a messenger RNA of Polypterus senegalus (gray bichir), 3120 nucleotides long. It is a transcript of the gene ddo, whose product is annotated as D-aspartate oxidase. The record is from RefSeq and is a predicted model, not a curated record. The transcript is spliced from 3 exons. Gene Ontology annotation, biological process: G protein-coupled receptor signaling pathway. Gene Ontology annotation, molecular function: FAD binding; G protein-coupled receptor activity; D-amino-acid oxidase activity. NCBI's taxonomy places the organism in Eukaryota, Metazoa, Chordata, Cladistia, Polypteriformes, Polypteridae. The coding region runs from base 1304 to 2293 and encodes 329 amino acids. Gene Ontology annotation, cellular component: membrane.